UAGUUUCAAGUGAUUUACGAUAGUAGCCUAACUUCACGAUAAUCUUGUAAAAAUAUUUUACAAUUAUAUUAAUACUCUUUUUACAACCAUUAUAAGAAGACUUGUGAAUAGACUUUGAUUUAUAAUACGUAGCGUUACAGACGUAAUCAAGGUAAAACCAUGAGCGAUAAAUUUAUGAAGAAAUAUUGUUAAGAAUAGUACUGAUCGGUUAUGCUUACCAUUAUUGUCUCAAAGACAACUUGUAAGUAAUUGACAACAUGGAAUAUAAUCGUGAACCGUGUCCCUGGAGAAUAGUGGACGAUUGCGGAGGUGCCUUCACCAUGGGCGCCAUUUGUGGCACACUUUUUCAAAGCGCCAUCGGUUUCCGAAACGCACCAUCGGGAUUCCAACGACGUCUCCACGGCGGCCUAACGACAGUAAAAAACCGUGUUCCUCAAAUCUCCGGCAACUUUGCUGUUUGGGGCGGCCUUUUCUCUGCUAUCGAGUGCACCUUGAUCCGCUGUCGUCGUAAAGAAGACCCGUGGAAUUCCAUAUUAAGCGGAGCGCUGACUGGAGGCGUUUUAGCCGCAAGAACCGGAUUUGUAUCGAUGAUAGGCAGCGCUACCGUUGGUGGCAUCUUCUUAGCUCUCGUUGAAGGAUUCGGAAUAAUGGCGACGCGACUUCACGCAGAUUCUUUCGCUCAACACAUGCAGAUGUACGAAAUGGAGAAUCUUCCGGAGUUCACCGGACUUGCGCCGAAAGCGAGGAUAAGUUUCACUGGCGCGCCGAUUAACGUGGAUGUGCCGAUGCAGAUGAAUGGUAAUAGCGUGGAGGUUGAUAUGAUCAAAGGUAGAUGA
This is a messenger RNA of Bombus impatiens (common eastern bumble bee), 836 nucleotides long. RefSeq names its product mitochondrial import inner membrane translocase subunit Tim17-A-like. Gene Ontology annotation, cellular component: TIM23 mitochondrial import inner membrane translocase complex; mitochondrial inner membrane. Gene Ontology annotation, biological process: protein import into mitochondrial matrix. The record is from RefSeq and is a predicted model, not a curated record. NCBI's taxonomy places the organism in Eukaryota, Metazoa, Arthropoda, Insecta, Hymenoptera, Apidae. The coding region runs from base 258 to 836 and encodes 192 amino acids. Gene Ontology annotation, molecular function: transmembrane protein transporter activity. The transcript is spliced from 3 exons.